Microtus oregoni (creeping vole) is the source of this 6951-nucleotide messenger RNA. It is a transcript of the gene Spag17, whose product is annotated as sperm associated antigen 17. The record is from RefSeq and is a predicted model, not a curated record. Gene Ontology annotation, cellular component: axonemal central apparatus. Gene Ontology annotation, biological process: epithelial cilium movement involved in extracellular fluid movement; axonemal central apparatus assembly. The coding region runs from base 1 to 6951 and encodes 2316 amino acids. NCBI's taxonomy places the organism in Eukaryota, Metazoa, Chordata, Mammalia, Rodentia, Cricetidae. The transcript has 49 exons.
AUGGCACCUAAGAAGGAGAAAAGCACCGGGAACGCAAUCUCUAAGAUAUGGGAACCCUCACUCAUAGCUGCACACUUGAACCAGAACGAUUGGAAGGCCUCCAUCGCUUUCGUGGUUGGGAACCGGAUUGAAGAUGAUCUUCUCAUUCGUGCUCUAGAAAUGGCUGUCCAAGUCCCUCAGCGUAAACUCUUCAGUAUAGUGUCGUGGCAAGAUAUUCUCCAGCAGAUCAACGAAAUACAGUCACUUGUUGGAACUGCCUCAGCUAAAAAGGGGAAAAAACCCGCGAGCAGCAUUUUACCGUUGUAUUAUGAGGUGUUGCUGGCAGCAAGAACCAUUAUGGAUAGUGGAGAGAAACUGACCUUACCGUUGAUAGGGAAACUCUUGAAAUUUCAACUUCUCCAGGUUAAAUCAAAGGACCAGCAGAGACGCGAAAAUGAAAAGAAGAUGAUAGAAGAAAGGGCAAAGUCGGAAAAGGAAAAAGGCAAAGUGAAGUCUCCCAAAGAGAAGAAGGCCCCCAGUGCCAAAGCUGGAAAAGGAAAGGGAAAGGACCAGCCCGAGGCUGCUGCAGCAGUGAAGAAGACCACCCAGUUGAAACGGAGGGGGGAGGAAGACGACAUCAAAUCCUACAUUGAUGAUGAGCCAGAUGACGGUGCCCAGCAUUAUAUUAUUGUCGUGGGUUUCAACAAUCCUCAAAUAUUAGCCAUUAUGACUGAGCUUGGCAUUUCUAUAGACAGUGUGAUUAAAAUAUCUUCAGAGAACUAUGAACCACUGCAGAACCACCUGGCCGCAGUCAGCCAGCAGCAGGAAGGUGUCCUUCAGCCCGAAGAUAUAGAAGCCGAAAAACUGAAGAGAGAAAAAACCAUUAAAGAACUUGAAAUUUUCUGGAAGUACUUGGAACCAAUCCUGAACAACGAGAAGCCUGAAACCAAUCUCUUUGAUGUUGCUCGGCUCCAUUACAUGGUCGGUGUGGCGCAUUUUCCUUCUGACUGGUCAGACAAUGAGAUGAUGCUCGAGUUGGGCACCGAGAUCUUUGAAAAUGUUGCCUGUCUGAUGUAUGACAGCCUAGACUGGAAGAGGCAGCACCAGCACUAUUUAACAAGCAUGCAGCUCAUCAACGUCCCGCAAGUGGUCAGCGAGAAAACCAUGUUAGAAGCCAUAGCGAUUCCAGAGCCUCAACCUCCAUCGUCUGCUCCAGCCCCUGGCAAGAAGAAAGCGCAGUAUGAAGAGCCACCCCCACCCCCCACAGUGGCUUUCAUCGUCACCACUGAGGUAGACAUGCGCUAUUACAAUGACCUGCUGAAUCCAAUCCCAGAGGAAUUUGUCUCUGUGCCCCUGAUACUGCACUGCAUGCUGGAACAGGUUGUGGCAACUGAAGAAGACCUCAUCCCCCCAAGUCUGGUGGAGCCACCCCACAGAGCAGACGGGUUGGACUACAGAAUUGCCGCUCACAUCGUGUCCAUCCUGCCUUCGCUCUGCCUGUCUGAGAAGGAGAAGAAGUAUCUCCAUGAGAUAUUCCUAACUGAAGGAGAAAGUGAAACCAAAGCAGCGCCCCAAGGCCCUCUCCUGCUGAACUACCACGAUGCCCAUGCCCACAAGAAGUAUGUACUGAAGGACCAAAAAAAUUUUGACCCAGUUCAAAUCGAGCAGGAGAUGCAGUCCAAGCUGCCACUGUGGGAAUUCCUUCAGUUCCCUCUGCCCCCUCCGUGGAAUAGCACCAAGAGACUCGCCACUAUCCACGAGCUCAUGCAUUUCUGCACCAAUGAAGUGCUGAGCUGGAAUGAAGUAGAACGAGCCUUCAAGGUGUUUACUUUUGAGAGUCUGAAGCUCUCAGAGGUAGACGAAACAGGACAGCUCAAGCCCGCCAAGGUGGACAGUCAGACAGAUGGUGAGAAUUUCAACAUCCCAUGGGACAACCCCGCCCGGUUCGCUAAGCAGAUAAGGCAGCAGUUCAUCCACAAGAUGAACGUCCAGAAGGUCAAGCCAGUGACAGUCACUGAAAACAAAGACAGAACACUAUUUGUAGACCAGAAUUUGUCAAAGACCGAGCAAGAGGCUGAGAGAUAUGGAAAUUCCCCGGAUCCUGAUCAGCCUGCUGCUAACAGUGUAAACCACUCUACUUCCGACACCAUGAGACCCUUGGAUGCUGGUAACAAACAGCUAUCAGAGAAGGAGACCAGUGGGUCCAUGUGGCCCCAGCCAGAGUCCUUGGAGCAGCCCAUGGACAAUGAGAUCAAAGAUGAAGCAGCCACAAAGGAUGGCUCUCUUGAAAAGAAACCCAAGAAGAUGGUGGUGGAAGCUAAUCUAGAGGACAUAAAGAAAACGCAGCAGCGCAGUUUAACGGACUGGAGCUUUACUGAGCAUUUUCAGCCGAAAGUCUUGCUUCAGGUCCUUCAGGAAGCCCAUCAGCAGUAUCGAUGUGUUGACUCCUAUUACCACACGCAGGACAAUUCUUUGCUUCUGGUUUUUCAUAACCCAAUGAAUAUACAACGUCUGCAUUGUGAAUAUUGGAAAAUUGCUCUUCACUCUAAUGUUGGAUUCAGGAAUUAUUUGGAACUCAUUGCAAACUCUAUUCAAGACUGGAUCACAGAGGAAGAAGCAAAGUAUCAGGAAGCCAAGAUGGCUGAAGAAGUCAACAGGACCAAGAUUGAGCUAGAACUGAAAACUUCGGCUGCCAAAAUUUCUUCUAGCAAAGUUCUUGCUCUCAAAAAAUCUAAAAGUAACAAAGUAGUCAGCAAAACAGAGAUACCAGAACAAGAGAAGGAGAAAGAGAAAGAGAAGAUGCCUUUUGUUUUAGAAGGCUCUCUCAAGGCAUGGAAGGAAGAACAAGAGAGGUUGGCAGAGGAGGAGCGCCUGAAGGAGAAGAAAGGGAAAGACGUCGGUAAAAAGAAAGGCAAGGAUAAGGCAGACAAAGAGGAUACUAAGGGUUUGAAGAAGAAAUCCUCUUCCAAGGAGAAACCUAAGGAAGAGCCCAUAAAGAUCCCGGAAGUGAUAGAGGAGUCUGUCCCACUUCCGGAACCCGAGAUAGUUUACCCGUUCCGAGGCUACAAUAUGGGAGAAGUACCCAUCCAAAUCUCAGGGAAAAAUUACUAUCUGUAUCCUUCUGAUGGAGGGCAGAUUGAAGUAGAAAAGACCGCGUUUGAACGAGGCCCAACCUUCAUCAAAGUGAAAGUUAAAAAAGACAAACACAAUUUUAUAAUUCACCUGAAAGACCCAAAGGAAAUUGUGAAAAAGCCCAAGGAAGAGGAUUACUCUUCAGAAGAAGAGGAGGAGGGAAACAUUCAACAAAACGCUGACAUGAAAGCUCCAAAAAAUGGAAAUAUAUCCUUGAUACGAUUUUGUCUUUUAGAAACAUCACAGGUAGUGAAUGAAGUUGUCAGCAAGUUUGGAUCAUUUUCUGCCACCUUAGAAAAUGGGAUCUGCCUCUCAAUCAGUUACUAUGGAGCACAUGGGCUGGCGCCAGAGGUUACGGAUUCCAACCUGGACACAAUGAUGAAUAUCCCUUCAGCUCUGACUGCAACUGUGAUUCCCACUAUAGUGACUGUCCCUCAAACCAAAGGGAAAGCGAAAGUAAAGGGCAAAGAAAAACCCAAAGAGUCCCUUAAAGAAGAGGAACACCCAAAAGAAGAAGAGAAAAAGAAUUAUGUACAGGAAGAAGUAGAGCCAGAGAUUGUUGUACAGGAAACUCCUUAUGUUCCCACCUUUCAAAACCUAAACGUAUCUUGCCCCAAUGGGCUCCUGCUGACCUUCAUUGGGCAAGAAUCUGCAGAUCAUGCUGUGGUAGACGAAGAGCCAAGCUGGGACCUCAUGAUCCGUCAGAGCUACCCCCAGAGAAUGAAGCACUAUGAAUUCUAUAAAGCGGUGUUGCCACCCGUGGAGCAGGAGGCAUCGAGAGUUAUCACCAGCCAGGGCACCGUCGUCAAGUAUAUGCUGGAUGGAUCCACACAGAUUCUCUUUGCAGACGGUGCUGUGUGCAGCAGUCCCGAUUCAGGUCCAGUGUAUACAUCUCCUGACACAUCUGCAAGCCCCCAUAACGGAGAUUUGGUGGACUCGGCUUCUCAGCCCAAAUCGGAAACAGCACCAUCUGAGAUUGUCAUUACCAAGAAAGGAAAAGGUCACAAAAAUCCAAUGACACACAAGACUGAAACCCAUGAAACUCUCCCAGAGGUAGUAGCUCAAACAGUAAUCACUACGGAUUCCCACACUGGCACCUGGUUUACAACAACACCUGAUGGAAAUCGGAUCGGCACCAAAGGACUGAAGAAAAUUGAAGACUUAAAACCAUUUUUAUCCUUCCAGGCUACAGAUCCCAUCAAUGGAACGGUCAUGAUUACUCGAGAAGACAAGGUGAUCAUUGUUGAGAAGAAAGAUGGAACCCGGAUCGUGGAUCAUGCUGACGGUACCAGAAUCACAACCUUUUAUCAGGUUUAUGAAGAUCAUAUUAUUCCUCCGGAUGGUGAAGAAACAACCGAAGGUCCAGCGACUGUCACCAGGCAGGUGAAGUGCAUGCGGAUAGAGAGCUCACACUAUGCCACUGUUAUCACCAACUGCGAGGACAGUAGCUGCUGUGCCACCUUUGGGGAUGGAACGUCUAUUAUUGCGAAGCCACAGGGAUCAUACCAGGUGUUACCCCCAAACACAGGCUGCCUUUAUAUCGACAGAGACUGUUCAGCUACAUACUGCCAUGAACCGAGCAGCAACAUCUACCACCCCUUCCAGAAGCGUGAGCAGCUGAGAGCCAGCAGGUACAUCAUGAAGCACACCUCAGAAGUGAUCUGUGAGGUCCUGGAUCCUGAGGGGAACACAUUUCAGGUCAUGGCUGAUGGCUCUGUAUCAACAAUGUUACCAAAAAAGAAAUUAGAAGCUGAUCUCAGUGUACAAACUGAGGGCUAUGAAAGCUUGUCAUCAAUUCACCUUGAAAAGAAUCACAUGCAAAUCUAUGGGGAACACGUUCCCAGGUUUUUUGUGAUCUACACUGACGGAUCCGGUGUGGAACUCCUCCGAGACAGUGACAUAGAAGAAUACUUAUCCUUGGCCUAUGGAGAAUCCACGACUGUGGUUCUCCAGGAACCAGUCCAGGAACAGCCAGGCGCCUUGAGUAUAACGGUGCUUCGCCCUUUCUAUGAAGCAUCACCAUGGCUAAUGAAGAAGGAGUUAGACACCAUCGUCCCUCCAAAUCUCCAGUCAAGGUCAUGGGAAAGAUUCCCUUCAGUUGAGAAAAAGACUCCCGGACCUCCAUUUGGCACUCAGAUUUGGAAAGGCCUCUGCAUCGGGUCUAAGCAGCUGACAAAUGCCCCAGCCCCAAUACUCAAAGGCCCCAAGGUGCUACAGAUGCGCCAGUUCUUCCAGCAUGAGGUCAUAAAGAAUGAGGUCAAGCUGAGGCUGCAGGUUUCCCUUAAGGAUUAUAUAAACCAUAUUCUAAAGAAGGAAGACGAGCUACAGGAAAUGACAGUCAAGGAUUCCAGGACAGAGGAAGAAAGAGGCAAUGCUGCAGACCUCCUCAAGCUGGUUAUGUCUUUCCCUAAAAUGGAGGAAACUACAAAAAGUCAUGUUACUGAAGUUGCAGCCCACCUAACGGAUUUGUUCAAGCAAUCUAUGGCUUCAACUCCAGUAUGUUCCCCAGACACAUUCUCUAAAGAUUUCUUUGAAAAGAAUUGGAGGGGUACGUCACCAGGAAAGAGCUGGAAAGAAAAGCUCGAGCAACAGAGGAACACUAUUGAGAAAACAAAAAAUUACCUGUCGCAAAUUAGGAACAAAGAAGUACCACCUUAUUUUAAGUCUGAACUGGGCCCGCUAUUUAAGACACAGUAUGAUUAUCUGGAGAAGCUUUCCAAAAACCUGCCUCCUGUUACAAAGAAAACGGAAGACACAGCCACAGCAGCUGUUCCGGAUCUGCCUUCAGAUUCCACACUGACUUCAGGUGUAGAACAAGAAGCUGCAAAUAUACCUCCCCUUCCAAAAGAAGAGGUUGCUGAGAAUAUCACGGAGCCUACUAGCCUAAGUGAUAUUGAAAAUAUAACUCAACCUAUCAAGAAGUCUUCUAGCCAAAACCAAACUGAAAAUUUAGCACAACCUUCCCAAGAGUCUGAGAGUCAAAAGGAAACCGAAAUUGUAACCAACUCUUCCAAGGAAACUGAUAUUCAGAACAAAAGCGAAACUUUAAAAAUAGCUACUAAGAAGUCUGCUAGCCAAAACCAACUUGAAAUUUUAACAAAAUUUGCCAAGGAGGCUGCAAGCCAAAACCAACUUGAAAAUGUCACCAGACCUCCUAAUGAAGAACCAGACAUUUUUAUGCCGAUCAAAAUUCCAACCCAGUCAUUGCUGCAGGAUGUUACUGGACAAGCAAGAAAAGAGAAAGUGAGGUUACCUCAUUAUCUGAUGGGUUCCAAACCCAAGUCUCAACCUCUUGCCAAGGUGGAAGAUUCCGUUGGGGGAAAAGUGAAUACGUCUUCCAUUGCAUCUGCUGCUAUUUAUAACAAAAACGCAUCCCCUUUCGGGUUCCACCUUCUCCCACCGGCGGUGAAGUUUGGAGUGCUUAAAGAGGGACACACCUAUGCAACCAUUGUGAAACUCAAGAAUGUCGGUGUGGACUUCUGCAGGUUUAAAGUGAAGCAGCCACCACCUAGCACUGGACUGAAAGUGACAUAUAAACCUGGGCCUGUGGCUGCCGGUUUGCAUGCAGAGCUGCAGAUAGAGCUCUUUGCCAUGGCUGUUGGAGAAGACGGUGCCAAGAGGUCAGCACACAUCUCCCACAACAUCGAGAUCACGACAGAGCAUGAUAUUCUGUUCUUACCCGUGGAAGCAAUAGUUUUAACAAGCAGUAACUAUGACAAUCGACCCAAAGAUUUUCCCCAGGGAAAAGAAAACCCCAUGGUCUACAGGACUUCCACAAUCUCCUCCUCCGCACUUGGAGUCUUCACGUCUCGCAAGUCCAUGCGUCGUCAUCAUCGUUAG